Messenger RNA from Salvia hispanica, 2046 nucleotides. RefSeq names its product BTB/POZ domain-containing protein POB1-like. Gene Ontology annotation, cellular component: nucleus. Gene Ontology annotation, molecular function: protein binding. The record is from RefSeq and is a predicted model, not a curated record. NCBI's taxonomy places the organism in Eukaryota, Viridiplantae, Streptophyta, Magnoliopsida, Lamiales, Lamiaceae. Gene Ontology annotation, biological process: response to red light.
AGAGAAGACUUUGAAAUCCACAGCAAAGCAUCCGUGAAUUCUCUCUCUCUCAUUAUAGUUUAUACACUACUCUCCUCAGUGGAUAACGAGAAAGGUUUUAGAGAGAGAAUCAUGAGGGAUUCGGGUCAGGAUCUGUUCGACCCGACCGCCGCCGUCAUGGACUCCGCCUACACCUCCUCCCCCAGCGCCAGCCGCGACCCCGAUUUCGGAUUCGCCUUCAACGACAGCAACUUCUCCGACCGAGUUCUCCGAAUCGAGAUUCUCGCUGAUUCCGCCGAGGACGAUGGCUGCAAAACCCUAGCUGAUUGGGCGCUGCGCAAGAGCAAGCGCCGACGCGGCGAUGCGACCAAGAAGGAAAGUGACAUGUACCACUCGUUUGCAGCUUUGGAUAUCAACAAUUGUCCUGAAGAGCAGAUUUUAGACUGUCAGCCAGAAGCUGAAGAUGGCGUGGGUGACGAGAAUCAUGAUGAGGAAGAGAUUCCGAUGAUAGAAGAUAAUCUAUCAGGCGAUGAAGCUGUUCAAAGUGAUGAUUCAAAUUGGUCUGAAGAUGGUUCAAAAGUAAUUAGAGUGAAAACUUUGCAUAUUAGCUCUCCCAUCUUAGCAGCCAAGAGUCCAUUUUUCUAUAAGUUGUUCUCAAAUGGUAUGAUGGAAUCAGAACAGAGACAUGUCACCCUAAGAAUUAAUGCCUCAGAAGAAGCUGCACUUAUGGAACUCCUAAAUUUUAUGUAUAGCAACAAGUUAAGCACCAAUACAGCUCCUGCUUUAUUAGACGUGCUAAUGGCUGCUGAUAAGUUUGAGGUUGCUUCAUGUAUGAGACAUUGUAGUCGUUCACUGAGAACAUUGCCCAUGACUCCAGAGUCUGCGUUACUGUAUCUGGAUCUUCCUUCUAGUGUCCUUAUGGCUGAUGCAGUUCAACCACUGACUGAUGCAGCAAAACAAUUCUUAGCUGCACGCUACAAAGAUAUAUCAAAGUUCCAAGAUGAGGUUAUGAAUUUGCCUCUUGCUGGAAUCGAAGCAAUCCUGUCAAGCGAUGAUCUUCAGGUGGCUUCAGAGGAUGCAGUUUACGACUUUGCACUAAAGUGGACCAGGACUCACUAUCAAAAGCUGGAGGAGCGGCGUGAUAUCCUCUGCACCCGGUUGGGUCGCUUUAUCCGUUUCCCUUACAUGAAUUCCCGGAAGCUUAGGAAAGUUCUGACCUGCAAUGACUUCGAUCAAGAUUUUGCUACUAAAGUUGUGCUUGAUGCCCUAUUUUUCAAGGCAGAGGCCCCACAUCGUCAGAGAAUGCAUGCCAUAGAGGAGUCAUCAUCCUCUAGCCGCCGGUUUGUGGAGCGAUCUUACAAAUACAGGCCGGUCAAGGUUGUUGGGUUUGAACACCCGCGCCAACAGUGCGUAGUCUACUUAGAUCUUAAGCGGGAAGAGUGUGCUGGUCUGUUCCCAUCAGGGCGGGUGUAUUCUCAAGCGUUCCACCUGGGCGGGCAAGGCUUCUUCCUAUCUGCGCAUUGCAACAUGGAUCAAGGGAGCUCGUUUCACUGCUUCGGCCUGUUCCUCGGGAUGCAAGAAAAGGGCUCCGUCUCAUUCGCUGUUGAUUAUGAAUUCGCUGCCAGAUCCAAACCCACAGAAGAAUACAUCAGCAAAUACAAGGGUAACUACACAUUCACCGGCGGGAAGGCAGUUGGAUAUCGCAACCUGUUCAGCAUUCCGUGGACUUCAUUCAUGGCCGACGACAGUCUCUAUUUCAUCAACGACAUGCUCCAUCUCCGAGCCGAGCUCACCAUCAAACGCGACGUCGCCGCACCGUAGAGAAGGGCGGAAAGAGAGAGAGAGCUCUUGAAAUCCCUUUCCUUUCAGCUCCAAGAGAGAUGAUUUAUAAUUAAGUAAAAUGUUGCAAUUACUUUGAAGAGUCAGGCUGUAUACUUUUGUGUGAUAUACAUAGAGAUGUUGUUGUGAUGCUGAAUGCUGUAAAUAGGGUUGUUUGUUUCUGACAGGCCUUACCCUUUUUGAAGAGCUCUAAUUUGCUUCAAUAGAUUUGGGUGAAAUUAUGCAUCA